AUGAUCAUCCUUCUACUUUUCUACAUCCUCGAUUUUGGCGACCUAGCAGCUGCAAAAUGGCUCUGGUCAAACUCUCCAGUGAACAUUUCGGAGAUAGAAAGAACUGCAUACCCUCUGGGUAAUGGCCGUAUGGGUCUCCUGCCCGCCGGGAAUCCCGGAUCCGAAAGUAUCAACAUCAACAUAGACAGUCUUUGGACAGGCGGACCAUUCGAAAACAAAACCUAUUCUGGGGGCAACCCAGCUCAAGACCGGUCUCAGUUCUUGCCCGGUAUACGAGAUGAGAUAUUCCAAAAUGGGACAGGCAAUGUGAACGCGCUUCUCAGCCCGAUCUCUUCUUACGGAUCAUACACACCUCUCGCCAAUUUUACAGUCAAAAUUGACGGCUUCGAUGACCAUUCUUCUUAUUUUCGAGGUCUAGAUCUCACAACAGGAGUUCACGAUGUUUCGUUCCUGAGUGGAGGGAAUCAGUUCAAUGUUUCUAUCUUUUGCUCAAGACCCGAUGACAUUUGUGUUUAUCGCAUCGCGUCGGAGUCCACGUUGCCGAACAUUGAAUUUACCUUCCAGAAUAGCUUCUUAAAUGAAUCGUUGAUAAGAACCACCUGUGCUGAUGGUCAGCUGCAGUUGAGUGGUCAACUAGCGCAACCAGGGAUGAAAUUCAUCGGAAUAGCGCAGUCACUCCAACCAAGCGUUAUUAAAUGCGACGGGAAUUCUCUCGCACUUUCCAGCUUGUCUAAUUCAAACAGUGCAUCGAUUUUGAUUGGAGGCGGAACAAAUUACGACAUGUCACAUGGUAACAAGGAAUUUGAAUUCUCAUUUCGCGGAGAUGACCCUGGUACCUCAGUCAAGAAGACCAUCUCUGCCGCUACCUCUAGGUCAUACGAAGAGAUCUUAGCGCGCCACAUCACAGACUACCAGAAACUCUUCAACACUUUUUCUCUCGACCUACCCGACUCCUUAAAUUCCAGCACAAUCAAAACAGCCGACUUAAUCUCAACAUACGAUCUCAACAAAGGAAACCCCUUCCUAGAAUCAUUACUGGUAGACUACGGUCGUUACCUCCUCAUAGCCUCAUCGCGCGACAACUCACUCCCCGCUAACCUGCAAGGUCGCUGGGCAGCUUCGCAGUACCCAGCAUGGGGCGCAGACUACCACGCCAACAUCAAUCUACAAAUGAAUUACUGGGCCGCACCACAAGUCGGACUCGGGUCACUGCAACAAGCUGUCUGGAACUACAUGCAGCAAACGUGGGUACCAUACGGCCAAGAAACUGCGCGUCUUCUAUACGGAGCAGAGAACGGGUCGUGGGUUGUUCAUGAUGAAAUUAAUAUCUUUGGAUACACCGGGAUGAAAAACGAUGCAACAUGGGCCGAUUAUCCUUUAGCUGGGACUUGGAUGGCUCUUGCGAUUCCAGAUUGGUUGGAUUAUUCCGGAGACGUGGAUUGGUAUCGGAGUCAAGGCUACUCAAUAUUAAAGGGCGCGGUCCAGUUCUGGUUAAGCCAGCUCCAGGAGGAUAGGUAUUCCAAUGAUGGAACUUGGGUUGUUAAUCCGUGUAACUCGCCAGAGCAUGGGCCGACCACUUUUGGAUGCUCAAACUAUCAACAGCAGGUUUGGGAAAUCUUGGAUCGAGUUCUCGUGUUCCGGGAAGAGAGUGGUGAUGAUGAUGAGGAAUUCUACCAAAGUGUUGAGAUGUCUUUGGCUCGACUCGAUCGGGGAAUCCACGUUGGCUCGUGGGGGCAGCUCCAAGAAUGGAAGCUGGACAUCGACGUCAAGAAUGACACACAUCGGCAUCUGAGCGGCUUGACUGGCUGGUAUCCAGGGUACAGCGUCGCUGAGGAAGCACAAAACCAAACGGUGUCAUCCGCGGUUGCAACGAUGCUAUGGUCUCGCGGCAUCGGAAAGGGCAGUGACGCAAACGCAGGCUGGGAGAAGGUUUGGCGAUCGGCAUGCUGGGCCAGACUAAAUGACACUGAGCGCACGAACUUUGAGCUGCGAUUUAGUAUCAGCGAGAAUAUUGCAGCCAACGGCUUCUCACAAUAUUCUGGGCAUGACGGGCCAUUUCAGAUCGAUGCAAAUUUUGGAAUGGUUGCCGCCGUAACUGCAAUCUUGAUCCGUGAUUUGCCUCAAGUCCAUGGCGAUCUGAGUGUGCAUACUAUCCUCUUGGGUCCGGCUAUCCCUUCCUCAUGGGGAGGGGGCUCUGUCCGUGGAGUACGACUUCGCGGUGGGGGAAGUGUUGAUUUCUCAUGGGAUACGAAUGGCGUUGUUCAAGAUGCCACAGUUCAUGGGCGAAGCAAGCCAAUGCGGAUGAUCAACAUGGAAGGGCGUGUGGUCGUGAACUGA
Messenger RNA from Penicillium atrosanguineum, 2337 nucleotides. Its product is annotated as glycoside hydrolase family 95 protein. The coding region runs from base 1 to 2337 and encodes 778 amino acids. The transcript has a single exon. Gene Ontology annotation, biological process: carbohydrate metabolic process. The record is from RefSeq and is a predicted model, not a curated record. Gene Ontology annotation, molecular function: alpha-L-fucosidase activity. Lineage: Eukaryota; Fungi; Ascomycota; Eurotiomycetes; Eurotiales; Aspergillaceae.